Botrytis byssoidea is the source of this 1236-nucleotide messenger RNA. RefSeq lists its product as uncharacterized. The transcript has 4 exons. The record is from RefSeq and is a predicted model, not a curated record. Bases 1 to 1236 code for a protein of 411 amino acids. Lineage: Eukaryota; Fungi; Ascomycota; Leotiomycetes; Helotiales; Sclerotiniaceae.
AUGAGUAUCGUUCGAGACGCCUCGUUUGAGCUUGGGAAGGAAUUUGAUAUCACAUUCUGUCAACAUGAAGUUUGCAAGCCAGUGGCAGCUGGGGCGGUCGAUAUGGCCGCAAAUCCUGAUAUCGUGGAAUCAAGGCUCCUGAAGUCUUCAUAUUCCAUCUUGACAAAAUUCUCAUGGUCUGAAAAGGAAGGGCCGCGUGAGAUUUACCAGCCAUCGAGGAACCAAUUUGAUCACUCGUGGGAAUUUAAAGCCCGUGAUUGGAUGGGUAAAGUGGGUGAAAAGAUUUCGACGAAACAAAUUUUCACCUCAGAUAGCAAUGAAUAUCUCUGGCGAGAACGAUUCGUCCGUGAACACAAUGACCUCUCUUGGCAGGAGACAAUCAACGCUUGGGAUAUUCAUCCUGGGCCAGAUAAAUUCACUGUUCCAACGAAACUUCGAGGGGCACAGUGCGAAACCAUUUGUUUGAAUGUUGAUUUUCGCAAUAAAAUUCCGGACCACUCCGUCUUGAGAAAAAAGAAAGGAUAUUUCUACAUGCGAUACUCUCUAGAACUCCACCUCGAUGGAGACUCUCUAACCUUCCUUAUCAAGACGAAGGACAAAAAUGGGAAUCAAUAUUUAGUGGAGAUCGACGAUCUCGGAACCACAAUCUCUUCUGUGAUUUUAACAGGAGACUGCGCUCAGACCCGCCAGGAACGUAGCUCGAACAUUUCAAAUUCGACAAUAGCCGAUAAGACCAGAUUUGCUUCGACGUGUGGUAAUCAAGUCAAGAAAUCGAAUCAGAAUAUCGGUAUCAGUAUAUCUCCUGAUGAUGCAUCACCUCAAGCAUGCAAUUCUGUCAAUCCAGUGACACCAACGCCAUCUUUGGUCGAUCCAUUUGAGAAACUCGAGUACGACUCGGUGAAUUUGAAUCUCCUGCUGGACCAACACCACAUAAGUAGCGAAGAGUUAGAGGAUCCCUUUUCCUCUACUUGUCCGCGACCAAAAAGUGAUCUGUAUAAGCCAGCACGUCGACCGCGUAGAGGAAUAAAGAGCAAAAAGGCUCCAACUCUGGAGACACCCCAAGUUCCACGACCGACAACACUCGACAACAUAGGACUACCUAUAAAUGAUCGCUCUCGAAGCAUCGAUGAGCUGUCAUCGUCGGUAUUGCCACUAGCAUCACCUGUAGUGCCAGAAGACACAAUAGUCGUGCGAUGUCGAAAGAUCUCCUUUACAACCCCAGCACGAUUUGGAUGA